Molecule: messenger RNA, 2229 nt
Organism: Columba livia (rock pigeon)
Lineage: Eukaryota; Metazoa; Chordata; Aves; Columbiformes; Columbidae
Gene: ZNF704
Product: zinc finger protein 704
Exons: 9
Coding region: 151-1704 (517 amino acids)
Biological process (GO): regulation of transcription by RNA polymerase II
Cellular component (GO): nucleus
Molecular function (GO): DNA-binding transcription factor activity; RNA polymerase II cis-regulatory region sequence-specific DNA binding
Source: RefSeq, a predicted model, not a curated record
GCGCCCGCCGCACACACCCACCGCCUUCCCCCGGUGAGCGCCGCCGCCGCCCCCUUGGGCUCGGCGCUGCCGCUGCGCGCCCGCGGCGGGGCCGCUGCCCGCAGCCGGGGCUGAGCGCGGCGGGAGCCGGGCCGGGCGGGCGGAGGCACCAUGCAGGCGCGGCGCUUGGCCAAGCGCUCCAGCAUGGGCAGCCGGCGGUUGAGCGCGGGGCCGGCGGCUGCGCAGGCGGACGGGGUCCGGCCCCCCAAGCCCGAGAGCGCCUGGAGGCCGCCCCGGCGGGAGGGCUCUGCCGCGGCGCUGGAGGAGGAGGACGAAGACGAGGACGUGGUGGUGGAGGUGGAGGAAGAAGAGGAGGAGGAGGAGGGCGGCCUGGGGAGUCUCCCCCCGGCGCUGACCGGCCACGGCAAGGGCCCCCUCCGAGGGAGCCUGAAGGCAGCCAGCAUCAAGCGCGAAAUGACCUUCCCUGCAUUCCAACAGGAGGAUGUAAAAAGUGACAUCAGUCAAAAACUGCCAGACCAACAGUUUCUCCUGUUCACCGCAAAGGAGGAAGACACAAAACCAGCAGAGACCAAAAAACCAAACAGAGCUCAUGAGUAUGAAAAGGAAAACACUCGUUCUGUUUGUCUUCUGGAACAGAAGCGCAAGGUUGUUUCUUCAAAUAUUGAUGUGCCUCCAGCAAGAAAAUCUUCAGAAGAACUGGACAUGGAUAAAGUAACAGCAGCCAUGGUACUCACCAGUUUAUCCACCAGCCCUUUGGUCCGCAGCCCUCCUGUCCGACCCAACGAAUCCCUAAAUGGAUCUUGGAAAGAAGGAGGAUUUGUGCCUUCUAGUACCAGCAGCAGUGGAUACUGGAGCUGGAACGCUCCCAGUGACCAGUCCAAUCCAUCCACCCCAUCUCCACCUCUGUCAGCUGAUAGCUUCAAAAGUUUUCGGACACCUUCCCAGCCAGAUGACGGUAUUGAUGAAGCUGAAACAAGCAACCUUCUCUUUGAUGAACCCAUUCCUAGGAAGAGAAAGGUCAGCCUUACGAACUCAAUGAAGGUGAUGUUCAAAUGCCUGUGGAAAAACUGUGGGAAGGUACUGAGCACAGCUGCAGGGAUUCAGAAACACAUACGGACCAUCCACCUUGGACGUGUAGGAGAGUCGGACUGUAGUGAUGGAGAGGAGGAUUUUUACUAUACAGAAAUCAGACUCAACACGGACUCAGUAGCUGAUGGCUUAAGCAGUCUUUCCCCAGUCUCUCCAUCUUUAGCAUCUCCUCCUUCCUUUCCCACCCAAGACGCAAUCCGUCCUGAAACUUCCUGUGCCAAAACUGAGACUAAAUUGAUGACACCUCUGAGCCGCUCAGCUCCUACCAACCUCUACCUCGUACACACGGACCACGCUUACCAGGCCACUCCUCCAGUGAACAUUCCAGGGUCAGCAAAAUUCACUCCCAAUGGCAGUAGCUUUAGCAUCUCUUGGCAGUCGCCUCCAGUUACCUUCACCGGCAUUCCAGUCUCACCAACUCAUAAUCGUCCUGCAGGGAGUGGAGAGCAGAAACAGUCCUACACAGUUCUUUCAUCACCGCCUAGAGUAGCAUUUGGCUUGAGGAAGCCUAGAGGGGAGGGGAAAAAGUGUCGGAAGGUCUAUGGGAUGGAGAACAGAGAUAUGUGGUGCACUGCCUGCCGGUGGAAGAAGGCCUGCCAAAGGUUCAUCGACUAAAGAGUGAAAUGAUGCAAAGGAUUUGGGGAGGGGGGAGAACAACGAGCAGAACCAGAUUGCUGCAGCUGCACUGUAUCACUUCUUAUUUUCCCUCCAGUGAUGUGGUGUUGGGGUUUUUUCGUUGUUUGUUUGGGGUUUUUUUUGUGGGUUUUUAUUUGUUUUUUAAAAAGAGCUUUGUAUUUCAAAGUGAAGCACUUGUAGCCAAGGAGAAGCACUAAUCAAAACCUGUGUGGAGCAAUAUAGAGGAAAAAAAAACAAAAACCAACAAAAAACCAAGAACAUACAACAAAAUUCUUUCUUACUAAGUAUGGAAACCAGAGCAGCUAUUAGUGUUUUCCUGUAAAAGAAAGGAAAAAGUUAAUUUUUUUGCUAACUCUGUGAGCUACUUGCUCCUUAGGAUCAUUUUUAACCAUUUCAGUCUCUGUGCUGUGAAUGUCUCUAUUUGCUGAAAUGAACGAUUUUUCUUUUCCUGAAACAAAGAUCUUUUUUUGAAAACUUUCUAAUAAAUACUUCAGAGUUGUAUAA